Alternaria novae-zelandiae is the source of this 1143-nucleotide messenger RNA. RefSeq lists its product as uncharacterized. NCBI's taxonomy places the organism in Eukaryota, Fungi, Ascomycota, Dothideomycetes, Pleosporales, Pleosporaceae. The record is from RefSeq and is a predicted model, not a curated record. The transcript has 3 exons. The coding region runs from base 1 to 1143 and encodes 380 amino acids.
AUGGAUCAUUCCCCAUUUACACCGAAGAUUAGGGCGUUGGAAGAGCAACUCAGCCCGCUAGUGCACCGCCGGUGGGAAGACGAGAAACUGCGAAAGAACGCAACAUGGAACCUUCGCUUCUGCGAAGAGAUGCAAGCGCGCCUACCCCUGGAACUGCGCAACAUGGUGUACAAGCACAUAUGGGACUUUAAUACGACCUUUGAAACCUACAAUGGACUAGUGUUUCUCGCUCAACGCCGUUGCCAGGGCUUCUGUGAAGGUAAAGAAGAAGAAUGCCAAAGGCUAGCCUCUACAUCCGAACCCGGAACAAAGAGCAGCUGUCGUUCACAUCGCAACACGCCUUUCUUUAUGAGACCCGGAUAUGUGGGCCAGGAAACAGCCCGGGAGGUUGUAGAGGCUUGGUACAACGCUGUCGUUGCAUGGUGGCCCAAGACGUGGAACCGUGUCUCUCUUGCCACGGUCGAGUACAUGACACGCACCGACGCUUUCUUCGUUGGCCUGAACCCUUCAACGAUACUUCGUACUCUCAGCCUAGAGAUCUACAUCGACUUCCUUUUCAUGACGUACGACCGCAACGGACUGUCAGACCAAGCAUGCAUCGACUCGCUCCUCCGGAUCAAGAAAAAGGCCGAUUUCAAACUAAGCUUUACCCUUAAGCAGAAAUACAUCAGCUUCCACUACUGGUCUUUAGCCUUCGAUAUGCUCAGGCAAGUAGUCGAUGUGUUUGAGAAAGAGGGAGCAAUUGUCCAAGUCACUUUUGUUUACCUUCACGACGGGCUCUAUCCGAAGCUGAAAUGGGAUAUGCUUCCGGCCUUGAGGAGCGGCAACAACGACUGGAAGGCGGGCGCAAAACGUGAUUUGGAGAAGGACCGUCGAUUUCGUGAGAGACACAGGGUGUAUGAAGCCGACACCCUGACUGAAGAUUCGGAUUACGACGAACUGGAUUAUCGUUCUGAUGAUGAUAAUCGCAAAAGACCGUACUAUGGACCCCACAGCGAUGACGGUGGUGAGUCCCCUGGAGAGAAGGACUAUAGUGCGGACAAUAUGUACAGAACGUAUUUCGAGCCACGAGACUUUGAGCCCCCUCCUCCUUCCAAAAUACGCCGGCCGGCGUGGGAAGAACAUCUACUGUUGAACGAAUAA